This is a messenger RNA of Adineta steineri, 1557 nucleotides long. The record is from the annotation of a GenBank genome assembly. Lineage: Eukaryota; Metazoa; Rotifera; Eurotatoria; Adinetida; Adinetidae.
AUGAAUAUUAUAAUCCUAUCAUUUUUAAUCUUUUUUCUCACUAUUGUCAAUUAUUCUUUUCAACAAAAAUGUAAUCGUGAACGAAUACAUUUAUGGAAUGCUGAACAACGACUUAUAUGUGAUUUACUUGAUAAUUAUCAAGUUAAAUGGGGUCGACCUGUACGAAAUAUGUCCGAAGAUGUUGAAGUACGAUUUGGUUUACAACUUAUUCAUAUAAGUGAUCUUGAUGAAAAAAAUCAAGUAUUAAUUACAAAUCAAUGGCAAAUUUAUGAAUGGAAUGAUGAAGCAUUAACAUGGGAUCCAGAGGAAUAUGGCAACCUUAUUGAUAUACGUUUACCCAUCAAACGUAUUUGGCAACCAGAUGUGACGUUAUACAACUAUGCUGAUACACGUCUCGAAGAAAAACGCGAAGUAUUAGCAACGGUUUUUUCCAAUGGAACAGUUCUAUGGAAGCCAAUGUCAAUUUUUAAGUCGACAUGUCAAAUUGAUAUUCGACGCUUUCCAUAUGAUAAACAAAAUUGUUCGAUGAAAUUUGGUUCAUGGACUUAUGAUAGUUCCAAAGUAAAUUUACAAUUUUAUCGUGAUAUACAUCAAUUUGAUCUUCAUUCAUAUGUUAUAUCCAAUGAAUGGACUAUUACAUAUAAUAAUGCUUCACGUAAUGAAGAAAAAUAUGAUUGCUGUCCGGAAAUUUACGUUGAUUUAAAAUUUAAUAUCACUCUUGAACGACGUGGAGGAUUUUAUAAUUAUAUUUUAAUUUUACCAUGUGUACUUUUAUCAUGUCUUACAUGUAUUCUUUUUUGGUUACCACCUGAAAGUCCAUCAAAAUUAGUACUUGGAAUGAAUAUUUUUACAUCAUUUUUCGUCCUGUUACUUCUUUUAUAUAAAAAUAUGCCAUCGAAUGCAGAACAUAUUCCACGUAUAGGUGCAUAUUAUUGUUUAAAUAUGGGAAUGAUUGCUACAUCGACAUUUUUAUGUACAAUAGUUGUUCAUAUAUAUUUUCGUGGUCAUGGACCAAUGCCAACAAUAUUAAGAAAAAUUUUUCUUGAAUGGCUUGCUCCAUUUUUUCUUAUGGUACCACACACAAAUGCAUAUCAACAACAUGCAGUCAAUGGAUUAGUUCCUCCAAUAAAAGCGACAUGUGAUGGUGAUAAAUUUGAAAAAUUUGAAUUACUUAAAGAACGUUUUAAAUCUGUUGGUGAUAAACGUACAGUAGCAACAACAAAUGAUGAUUCAUUAGAAACAUUAGAAAUGAUGAAUGAUCAUAAUUAUCAACAUCAACAACAACAACAUCACCAUCAUCAUGUGAGUCAAGAAAAUUCUAUAGCACAACAAAUUCAACAACAAAUAUCAGCAUCAAUUACAUUUAUGACUGUUGAAAGUGAUUUAAAAGAAAUUCGAGAUUUUUUACGUACUACAAGAAAACGUAUGGAAGAUAAAGAAGCUAAAGCUAAAACAGUUAAUGAUUGGAAACAAGUUGCACUUGUACUUGAUCGAACAUUCUUUUUUAUUUAUCUUUCCGCAAUUAUUAUCUGUCUUGUUGUUAUGUUUCCUCGAUAA